This is a messenger RNA of Talaromyces atroroseus, 6279 nucleotides long. RefSeq names its product Fatty acid synthase subunit beta. The transcript is spliced from 2 exons. NCBI's taxonomy places the organism in Eukaryota, Fungi, Ascomycota, Eurotiomycetes, Eurotiales, Trichocomaceae. The record is from RefSeq and is a predicted model, not a curated record. Gene Ontology annotation, cellular component: fatty acid synthase complex. The coding region runs from base 1 to 6279 and encodes 2092 amino acids. Gene Ontology annotation, biological process: long-chain fatty acid biosynthetic process. Gene Ontology annotation, molecular function: [acyl-carrier-protein] S-malonyltransferase activity; enoyl-[acyl-carrier-protein] reductase (NADH) activity; fatty acid synthase activity.
AUGUACGGAACAUCCACCGGCCCUCAAACGGGCAUUAACACUCCUCGUUCCUCUCAAUCUCUCCGCCCGCUCAUUCUCACACAUGGAUCUCUCGAGUUCUCCUUCCUUGUUCCGACCUCUCUGCAUUUUCAGGCCGCGCAGUUGAAAGACACAUUCAAUGCAUCAUUACCGACCCCAACAGAUGAAUUAGCUCAGGAUGACGAGCCGUCUUCGGUCCUGGAGCUGGUUGCGCGUUACGUCGGCCAUGUCGCUCAACAAGUCGACGAGGGCGACCAGGACGCCCACCCAACAAACCUCGAGGUUUUGAAGGUCGUUCUCAAUGAAUUCGAACGAGCCUUCAUGAGAGGAAACGAUGUUCAUGCCCUCGCAUCUACAUUAACUGGCAUCCCGGACAAGAAGAUUGCUGUCGUCAAAUCAUAUUAUGCCGCGCGCGCUGCCGCAGGUCGUUCGACGAAGCCCUACGACUCCGCGUUGUUUCGCGCUGCCGCGGAUGAGACAGUCAAUAUUUACACAGUCUUUGGUGGUCAGGGUAACAUUGAAGAGUACUUUGACGAACUACGAGAGGUAUAUACCACCUACCCUUCAUUUGUUGAGGACUUAAUCUCGUCGACGGCCGAGCUCCUCCAAUCAUUGUCGAGGGACCCCGAGGCCGUCAAGCUUUAUCCGAAAGGCAUAGAUAUUCUUCAGUGGCUGCAUGACCGCGAUUCGCAGCCCGAUACCGACUAUCUAGUCUCGGCUCCUGUCAGUCUGCCAUUGAUCGGGUUGGUGCAAUUGGCACACUAUAUGGUGACCUGCAAGGUUCUGGGCAAGCAACCUGGAGACCUUUUGGAACGUAUCAGUGGUACGACUGGUCAUUCUCAGGGUGUAGUCACAGCCGCUGCGAUUGCCGCCGCACAAACUUGGGAGGAGUUUGCGAAGGCCGCCAAGGAUGCUGUGACCCUUCUCUUCUGGAUCGGUCUUCGCAGCCAACAGGCAUAUCCACGAACCUCUCUCGCUCCUUCUACGCUUCAAGACUCCAUCGAGAAUGGUGAAGGUACCCCGACUCCCAUGUUGUCCAUCCGUGACCUCAACCGUCAAGCCGUGCAAGAGCAUAUUGAUGCCACCAAUCAACAUCUGCCACAAGACAGGCACAUUGCAAUUUCCCUAGUCAACAGUGCGCGCAAUUUCGUUGUUACAGGACCUCCAAUCUCCCUAUAUGGAUUAAACUUGCGUCUGCGCAAAGUCAAGGCUCCAACAGGUUUGGACCAGAAUAGGGUGCCCUUCACGCAACGGAAGACCAGAUUUGUGAACCGGUUCCUUCCCAUCACUGCGCCAUUUCAUAGUCCUUAUUUAUCCUCCGCAUAUGACCAAAUAUUAGAGGAUGUUGAAGGAAUUGAGAUUCCUGCCAAGUCACUUGCCGUACCUGUGUUUGACACCAAGACUGGCGAGGAUCUCAGAACCUAUGGUGACAAAAACAUUGUUUCAGAAUUGGUGCGCAUGAUUACCAGGGAUCCUGUGAACUGGGAGCAAGCUACUGUCUUCACUGGCUCUACUCACAUUGUCGAUUUUGGUCCAGGUGGUAUUUCUGGCUUGGGUGUUCUCACCAACCGCAACAAAGAAGGCACUGGAGUGCGUGUCAUUCUCGGUGGCGCGAUUGACGGCACGAAUGCUGAGGUUGGCUACAAACCGGAACUAUUCGAUCGCGACCAACAUUCGGUUCAAUUUGCCGUAGACUGGGUUCGCGAACAUGGGCCUCGUCUUGUUAAAACCUCUGUCGGUCAGACUUAUGUUGACACCAAGAUGAGCAGGCUUCUGGGUGUCCCUCCGGUGAUGGUUGCUGGUAUGACCCCUACCACUGUUCCAUGGGACUUUGUCGCUGCCACCAUGAAUGCUGGUUACCACAUUGAAUUGGCCGGUGGUGGUUAUUACAACGCCAAGACGAUGACAGAGGCGCUCAACAAGAUCGAAAAGGCCAUUCCUCCCGGCCGCGGUAUUACUAUUAACCUCAUUUACGUAAAUCCUCGUGCAAUGGGCUGGCAAAUUCCUCUCAUUGGUAAGCUCCGUGCCGAUGGUGUGCCUAUCGAAGGUCUCACAAUUGGUGCUGGUGUGCCAUCCAUUGAGGUCGCAAAUGAAUACAUUGAGACUCUGGGUAUCAAACACAUUGCCUUCAAGCCAGGUUCUGGGGAUGCCAUUCAACAAGUCAUCAACAUUGCUAAGGCCAACCCUUCAUUCCCCGUCAUUCUCCAAUGGACUGGUGGUCGUGGUGGCGGUCAUCAUUCUUUCGAAGAUUUCCAUCAACCCAUCCUGCAGAUGUAUGGCCGAAUCCGUAAAUGCAGCAACAUUGUGCUUGUCGCGGGCAGUGGAUUCGGUGGUUCCGAGGAUACAUAUCCUUAUCUUACCGGAACUUGGUCAUCUAAGUUCGGUUAUCCCCCGAUGCCUUUCGAUGGUUGUAUGUUUGGUAGUCGCAUGAUGACAGCCAAAGAAGCGCACACGUCCACCAAUGCCAAGAAGGCCAUUGCUGCAGCCCCCGGUGUUGAUGACGAUGAAUGGGAAAACACAUACCAGAAACCCACUGGAGGUGUGAUCACAGUCUUGUCUGAAAUGGGUGAGCCAAUCCACAAACUAGCCACUCGUGGUGUGCUUUUCUGGAGUGAAUUGGAUAAGAAGAUUUUCUCGCUCGACAAGGCCAAACGUGUGCCAGAGUUGAAGAAGAAUAGGGAUUGGAUUAUCAAGAAAUUGAAUGAUGAUUUCCAGAAGGUGUGGUUCGGUCGUAAUGCCGCAGGUGUGACUGUGGAUUUGGAAGACAUGACAUAUACUGAAGUCGUUCACCGUAUGGUUGAACUGAUGUACGUCAAACACGAAUCUCGCUGGAUUGACCAGAGCCUCAAGAAACUCACCGGCGAUUUCAUUCGUCGUGUUGAAGAACGUUUCACAUCCUCAGAAGGCCAAGCCUCGCUUCUCCAAAAUUAUACCGAUAUUGAUACGCCAUAUCCCACAGUUGACAAGAUCUUGUCCGCUUAUCCUGAAGCAUCUACUCAAUUAAUUAAUGCCCAGGAUGUGCAGCACUUCCUCUUACUAUGCCAGCGACGUGGUCAGAAACCUGUUCCAUUCGUCCCUUCACUGGAUGAGAAUUUUGAAUUUUGGUUCAAGAAAGACUCUCUGUGGCAAUCAGAGGAUCUGGAGGCGGUUUACGGUCAAGAUGUUGGCAGAACUUGUAUUUUGCAGGGCCCCAUGGCUGUCAAAUAUUCCAACGCUAUUGACGAGCCUGUCCAGGAGAUCCUCGAUAACAUUCACAAUAAUCACAUCAAGUUCUUGACCCGUGACACCUACGCAGGCAAGCAAGCUGAUGUCCCUGUCAUCGAAUACUUCGGUGGGCAGAGUCUUCAGUCUCAUGUUGAGGAACCUGAGAUCGACGGUCUUACCAUUUCUCAAGAUGGUAGCAAAACAUGUUAUCGACUUUCGAGCUCUUCGUCUGCAGCCCUCCCUGAUCUAGAAAGCUGGAUUCAGCUGCUCGCCGGCAAUACAUACUCGUGGCGUCACGCUCUUUUCACUGCCGAAGUGUUUGUUCAGGGUCAACGAUUUGAGACGAACCCACUCAAAAGAUUACUCGCACCUACAAGGGGCUUGUAUGUCGAGAUAGUGGCUCCUGAAAAUCCUGAAAAGACCGUUAUUAGUGUCAGAGAGCCCAGUUCAUCAUCCAAGUUGGUCAAGACACUAGAGGUCAAGUUGGUUGCACCGAAGGAGAUUGCUCUCACCCUGUUUGAAGGCCGAACAGCCGAAGGUGGUGUUGUUCCUUUGACAUUCCGCUUCACUUAUCACCCCGAGACGGGAUAUGCUCCUAUUCGUGAAAUCAUGGAGAACCGCAACGAUCGGAUAAAGGAAUUCUACUAUCGUGCGUGGUUUGGAGAAAGCAACGUUCCUUUCGAUACCCCAAUUACCGCUAUCUUUGAUGGCGGACGUGAAACUGUCACAGCACAGGCAGUGGCUGACUUCGUACAUGCCGUUGGCAAUACUGGUGAAGCUUUCGUUAACCGCCCAGGUCAAGACACUUACGCCCCCAUGGACUUCGCCAUUGUGGUGGGAUGGAAGGCUAUUACCAAGCCAAUCUUCCCUCGGAGAAUUGAUGGUGACUUACUCAAGCUAGUCCAUCUGUCUAAUGGUUUCCGAAUGGUUCCUGGCGCUCAACCUCUCAAGGUCGGAGAUGUUCUAGAUACAACUGCUCAGAUCAAUGCUGUCAUCAACCAGAGCUCGGGCAAGAUGGUUGAGGUCUGCGGUACUAUCAAACGUGAUGGCAAACCAAUCAUGCAUGUCACCAGUCAAUUCUUGUAUCGAGGCACCUAUGAUGACUACGAGAACACUUUCCAGCGCAAGGAUGAAGUCCCUAUGCAAGUGCACCUUUCCUCAACAAAGGAUGUUGCUAUUCUUCGAUCAAAGGAGUGGUUCCGUAUGGAUGAAUCUGAUGUGGAACUCCUCGGACAGACUUUGACUUUCCGACUUCAGAGUCUUGUUCGCUUCAAGAAUCAAUCAGUCUUCAGCAGCGUGCAGACUAUUGGGCAGGUGCUGCUUGAACUGCCCACAAAGGAAAUCAUUCAGGUGGCCUCUGUUGACUACGAGGCUGGUCUGUCUCACGGUAACCCAGUUGUUGAUUAUCUUGAGCGAAACGGCUCCUCCAUUGAGCAGCCAGUGAACUUUGAGAACCCUAUCCCGCUCAGCGGUAAGACACCACUCGAGCUGCGUGCUCCUGCUUCCAACGAGAACUAUGCUCGCGUCUCCGGUGAUUACAAUCCGAUCCACGUUUCCCGCGUGUUCUCCAGCUACGCCAAGCUUCCUGGCACUAUCACUCACGGAAUGUAUUCCAGUGCUGCUGUGCGAAGCCUGGUGGAGACUUGGGCAGCUGAGAAUAAUAUUGGCCGUGUCCGUAGCUUCCAUGUCAACCUCGUUGGAAUGGUGCUUCCCAAUGAUGCCAUAGCUGUGAAACUUGAGCACAUUGGUAUGAUUGCUGGUCGGAAAAUCAUCAAGGUGGAAGUCCGCAACAAGGACACUGAUGAGAGCGUGUUGCAAGGUGAAGCGGAGGUUGAACAACCCGUUUCUGCAUACGUUUUCACUGGUCAAGGCUCUCAGGAGCAAGGAAUGGGUAUGGAUCUCUAUGCUAGCAGCGAGGUGGCUAAGGAAGUCUGGGACCGUGCCGAUAAGCACUUUUUGGCAAACUAUGGCUUCUCCAUCAUUGAUAUUGUGAAGAACAACCCCAAGGAACUUACAGUUCACUUUGGUGGUCCACGUGGAAAGGCUAUCCGCCAGAACUACACAUCGAUGACUUUCGAGACUGUCAAUGCUGAUGGAUCCGUUAAGUCGGAGAAGAUUUUCAAGGAAGUCGAUGAGAAUACUACUUCUUACACCUAUCGGUCUCCGACAGGUCUUUUGUCCGCAACCCAGUUCACCCAACCAGCUUUGACGUUGAUGGAGAAGGCCAGCUUCGAGGACAUGCGUGCCAAGGGUCUUGUUCAAAGAGACAGCAGCUUCGCCGGACAUUCGCUUGGUGAAUAUUCUGCCCUCGCCGCCCUUGCAGAGGUUAUGCCUAUUGAAAGUUUGGUGUCUGUUGUGUUUUACCGUGGUUUGACCAUGCAAGUCGCGGUGGAACGUGAUGAACAAGGACGCUCCAAUUACUCGAUGUGCGCUGUCAAUCCUAGCCGUAUCUCGAAGACUUUCACCGAGCAAGCUUUGCAAUACGUUGUUGAGAAUAUCUCGGAAGUUACUGGAUGGUUGUUGGAGAUUGUCAACUACAACGUGGCCAACAUGCAAUAUGUGGCUGCUGGAGAUUUGCGUGCACUUGACACUCUAACAAAUCUGCUCAACGUACUCAAAGCGCAGAAGAUCGAUAUUCAAGCGCUCAUGCAGACAAUGUCUCUUGAAGACGUGAAGGAGCAUCUAGUUACAAUUAUUCAGGAGUGUGUCAAGCAAACCGAGGCGAAGCCCACACCAAUCACUUUGGAACGUGGAUUUGCUACCAUACCUCUUCGUGGAAUCGAUGUGCCUUUCCACAGUACCUUCCUGCGCUCUGGUGUCAAGCCAUUCCGAUCCUUCCUUCUCAAAAAGAUUAACAAGACCACCAUCGACCCAAGCAAGCUGGUUGGAAAGUACAUUCCUAACGUCACCGCUCGUCCAUUCGAAAUCACGAAGGAGUAUUUCGAGGAUGUUUACCGACUAACCGGCUCCCCUCGUAUUGCCAACGUGUUGGCCAACUGGGACAAAUACGAGGAUUCAAAGGAUAGCAGCAACACUGCCGCUGCUGCUAGUUCUUAA